GUGUAGUCAUGGCGGCCUUCCGCGACAUGGAGGAGGUGAGCCAGGGGCUGCUGAGCCUGCUGGGUGCCAACCGCGCCGAGGCGCAGCAACGACGGCUGCUGAGGCGCCACGAGCAGGUGGUGGAGCGGCUGCUGGAGACGCAAGACGGUGCCGAACAGCGGCUGCGAGAGGUCCUCACUGCGGAGAAGGAGGUGGCCGAGAGCCUCCUCAACGCGAAGGCGGAGGCACACCAGGGCGGCGUUGAGUUGCAGCAGCUUGAAGCCGAGCUCCAGAGGGCCAGCGAGGAAGACGCCCGUCUGAAGGCCAGCCUCCUAUAUCCUUUCCUGUGUGUGCAGAACAGCCGGGCCCCAGCCUCACCCAGGAGGCCCUUGUUCACGCUAGAAAACACACCUGGAGCCAGCAGCCCUGGGCCCGACGGGGUUGGUGUGAGCACGUGGACAGCCCUCCCUCCAAAGCCAGGGGUCCUUAACUGCCUGUUUACUCAGCUCAGCCGAGAGCUGGAGGAGCUCAAGGAGAUCGAGGCUGAUCUCGAAAGACAAGAGAGGGAGGUUGACGAAGACACGACAGUCACCAUCCCUUCAGCCGUGUAUGUGGCUCAACUUUAUCGCCGAAUUAGUAAAAUUGAGUGGGAUUAUGAAUGUGAGCCGGGGAUGAUCAAAGGCAUCCAUCAUGGCCCCAGCGUUGCUCAGCCCAUCCACCUGGAGAGCACCCAGCUCUCCAAGAAAUUCAUCAGCGACUAUCUCUGGAGCUUGGUGGACACGGAGUGGUAGCCAGGAGCCUCUGGGACUGCAUCGUACAGUCCCACCCAGUGGGAACCAGCCUGUGGUGGGUGGUCAGUGCCUCAGUGGUGAGAUCAGCUUAAAAUUAAAUGUUUAUACG
Molecule: messenger RNA, 879 nt
Organism: Balaenoptera musculus (blue whale)
Lineage: Eukaryota; Metazoa; Chordata; Mammalia; Artiodactyla; Balaenopteridae
Gene: SPC24
Product: SPC24 component of NDC80 kinetochore complex
Exons: 4
Coding region: 9-770 (253 amino acids)
Source: RefSeq, a predicted model, not a curated record